Messenger RNA from Brachypodium distachyon (stiff brome), 1251 nucleotides. RefSeq names its product annexin D1. The transcript has 5 exons. Gene Ontology annotation, cellular component: cytoplasm. The record is from RefSeq and is a predicted model, not a curated record. The coding region runs from base 121 to 1065 and encodes 314 amino acids. Gene Ontology annotation, molecular function: calcium-dependent phospholipid binding; calcium ion binding. NCBI's taxonomy places the organism in Eukaryota, Viridiplantae, Streptophyta, Magnoliopsida, Poales, Poaceae.
CCUCGUCCGGCCGCGUUCCUCCCCGCAUUUUAGUACCCCUCGUCCAGAGCUACAGAAACGCGCAAUCCCUCGAGAUCCCGCAUUUGCGUCCAGUCCCCGGCAGCGGCAAGCAAAGCGCCGAUGGCGACGCUCACGGUCCCUUCCUCCGUCCCGGCCAUCACCGACGACUGCGAGCAGCUCCGCAAGGCCUUCCAAGGGUGGGGCACGAACGAGGCGCUGAUCAUCUCCAUCCUGGGCCACCGCGACGCUGCGCAGCGCCGUGCCAUCCGCCGCGCCUACGCCGAGACGUACGGCGAGGAGCUCCUGCGCAGCAUCACCGACGAGAUCUCUGGCGAUUUCGAGAGGGCCGUGAUCCUGUGGACGCUGGACCCGGCGGAGAGGGACGCGGUGCUCGCCAACGAGGGGGCCAAGAAGUGGCACCCCGGGAGCCCUGUGCUGGUCGAGAUCGCGUGCGCGCGCGGGUCCGGGCAGCUCUUCGCGGUCAGGCAGGCGUACCAUGAGCGCUUCAAGCGGUCGCUCGAGGAGGAUGUCGCCGCUCACGUCACCGGCGCCUUCCGCAAGCUUUUGGUGCCACUUGUUAGCUCAUACCGCUACGAGGGGCCAGAGGUCAACACAAGGUUGGCCCAUUCAGAAGCCAAAAUACUGCAUGAGAAGAUUGAGCAUAAGGCUUAUGGUGAUGAUGAGAUCAUCAGAAUCCUCACAACUAGGAGCAAAGCUCAGCUGCUUGCAACAUUCAAUCAUUACAAUGAUGCAUUUGGUCACCCAAUCACUAAGGAUCUCAAGGCUGACCCCAAAGAUGAGUUCCUUAAAACCCUGAGGGCAGUUAUACGGUGCUUCACUUGCCCUGAUAGGUACUUUGAGAAGGUUAUCAGGUUGGCCAUUGCAGGGACAGGAACAGAUGAGAACUCCCUUACUAGGAUCAUAACAACCCGUGCCGAGGUGGACCUGAAGCUGAUAAAGGAGGCAUACCAGAAGAGAAACAGCGUUCCCCUGGAGCGGGCAGUCGCAGGAGACACCUCUGGUGACUAUGAGAGCAUGCUCCUUGCCCUUCUGGGGAAGGAGUGAGUCUUGUCUCUGACCCAAUUCUGUUACAUCCGUAUGUAUCAGUCGAAAAAUAAACUUGGUAUCAAAGCUGUGGUCAUGCUAUAUUUGAGGUUGUGUUUCUGUACUGGUAAUAAUUACUGCAGCUUCCUUAACAGAGAUAAUAAAAUAGUGAUGUACUUCGUGAAUCAUGAUACAGUUAAUUCUUUU